This is a messenger RNA of Harpia harpyja (harpy eagle), 2527 nucleotides long. RefSeq names its product ABI family member 3 (gene ABI3). The record is from RefSeq and is a predicted model, not a curated record. Gene Ontology annotation, biological process: regulation of cell migration. Gene Ontology annotation, cellular component: lamellipodium. Bases 495 to 1796 code for a protein of 433 amino acids. The transcript has 8 exons. Gene Ontology annotation, molecular function: SH3 domain binding. NCBI's taxonomy places the organism in Eukaryota, Metazoa, Chordata, Aves, Accipitriformes, Accipitridae.
GGAUGUGAAACGUUGUUAGCAAAGCACGGAGAAGGACACGCUGUCCCGGACAAAGGAAGGACGGGUGCCUCCGUGGGGUCACUUGUCACAUCCCUCUGUGCCCUGAGCUGAGCGAGGUCCUGGUGACCGGAGCGAUGCUGCGUAGGGUGCGCAGGGCUUUUCCAGGGAGGAGGACCUGGCAGUUGAAGCACUGCCCUUGGCUCUAUCUCUUGCCUGGCUGAUAAAGGCAAAGGGAAGGGAAUCACCCUCCUGGCUCGGCCCCAAACCCACCGGGAGGGUGGCAGCGGCUCACGGAGGGUGGGCGCGGGUGGCAGAGAUGGGGGGGGGGGGGGGUUGGGAUCUUUUUCAGUCGCUCACCCCCACCCUGCGCUGCCGGUUCCUCCGUGACUCACAUCCUCCACCGUCGCAGCCGCUCUCAGCCCCUGCCCCAGUGGGGCGACCACCAGCCGUGGCCGGGGGCUGCCCCCCAAGUCAUCCCUCAUGGACCUGGGGCCAUGCUGGUUUUCCUCGCCACCCCCAGUAAAGGUGGCCAGGGUGGGCUCCAUCCCUGCGGGGUGUCCCUUGGGGGGAACGGGGACGCCGCGGCGCCCGCAGGCCCUGCGUCAGCACGGCCGCGAGCUUCAAAACCCAGCUCCGAGGCGGCCGGGGAGGAAGUGGGAACCGAGCCCGGCAUCAUGUCGGAGCUGGAGCAGCUGCAGCAGCGUGACAUCCCGGCAGGCCGGCAGGUCCUGCGCGACCACCACUGCAACCUCCACAGGGUCGCCGACUACUGCGAGAGCAACUACCUGCAGGCGAGCGACAAGCGGAAGGCGCUGGAAGAAACGAUGGCGCUGAGCACGCAGUCCCUGGCCAGCGUGACUUACCAGGUCAGCAGCCUGGCCACCGCCUUCCUCCGGUUGCUGGACCUGCAGACGGCCGAGGUGCGGAAGGUGGAAGCCGACAUCACCUGCGUGGCCCAGAGGGUUGACAUGCACAAAGAGAAGGUGUCUCGCCGGGAGAUCGGCUCGUUGACUGUCAGCAAGAGGUUCCCGUCCUACCAGAAGAUCGUGCCCCCCCCCAGCCCACCCUGCCUGGAGCCCUACUACAGGAAACCCCUCAACUUCAGUGUCCUGGAUGACAUCGGCCACGGCAUAAAGGAUCACAGCACCCAGCUGUCCCGCACGGGCACCCUGGCUCGGAAGGGGAUCAAAUCGGCGACGCAGGCUACGGGCACCCUGGGGAGAAGCACGCGUGCCCCUGAGCCCAUCCAGCCACCCGUGGUUCCCGAGGGCAAGAUCUCCGCAGCUUCUUCCACCUCCUCGCUGAUAUCCAUCAGCUCGAGCGGAGCCCCGGCAGCCCCCGCUGAAGGCAUCCCCGUGCCGCCGCCACCGCUCCCCUCCCUGCCAGGGCCAUCGCCACCGCCUGCGGCCCCCAUCCCACCGCCCCCACCUCUCCCCGGGGACCUGCCCCCGCCACCGCUGGGGGACCUGGCUGUGCCCCCACUGGACCUCAUGCCCCCAGCCCCCGAUGACCUUGAGCCGCCACCGCCGCCGCCACCACCAGCUUUGCCCGACUUUGAGGAUUUGGCCCCACCACCACCACCACCACCCGCCGCAGAGGACCCCCCCUGGGUCCCGGAGAGCUACCUGGAGAAAGUGGUGGCCCUCUACCCCUACACGCGGCAGAAGGACAACGAGCUCUCCUUCCAGCCCGGCACCCUCCUCUUCGUCACGCGGCGGUACUCGGAUGGCUGGUGCGAGGGCGUCACGGGCGAGGAAGUGGGUUUCUUCCCCGGCAAUUACGUGGAGCCCUUUUGAGCGCCGGGGUCGGGCAGUCCCCCCCCAAAUCCCCCAAUCCGGAUCAUGCCGAGCAGGGCUCCGCUUUGCCUUUCAAUGUCGGCUUUGCACAGCUGGGGUUUCGCACAGCUCAGCCCUUGCGUGGGCAGCUGGACUGGGUGCCACUGCUGGCACCCGCCAGCACCCAGAGCAUCCCCCUGCCCGGUCCCUUUCCCAUCUUGCUCUUCUUUGUGUUUUUAACGACAGCAGCACUGGCUGCUGUUGGUGCCGGGAAGGUUUAGCACCGGGACACAGCAGCUUUCUCAGCUGAUGGAAACGCAGCGGAUGGCACGGUGAUCCCGUGGGCUGACCCUGGUGAUGCUCCCGGCCCCGGAGCGAGGGCGGCACAGGACCAAAGCCCAGAUAGAGGAGAAGGGCCGAACACCCGCGGGGACAAGAAGAGCAGCACCCGGCUGUGGCCCCAGGGAACCUGCCUGCCGUCCCCAUCAGCUUGAGACGCAGAGGGGGAUGAGCUGGGGCCCAAUCCUGCACCAAAGGGGUCCCCAUAGGGUCCCCUGCAGAUCAUCGCUUGUAGCCUGGCCCUGCUCUGCUGCUCCCCCUCCAAUGCCAUUCCCCCCCCCCAACUUUCACCAGCCCAAGGAAGAGGAACAACAUGUAUGUGCAACUCAGAGAGCCGUUUCACACCCAGGUUUACGUCCUGGAUACAAACAACUUGUGUAUCUGCAAUAUAUAGAUAUAUAUCUAUAUACAUA